Molecule: messenger RNA, 1776 nt
Organism: Penicillium antarcticum
Lineage: Eukaryota; Fungi; Ascomycota; Eurotiomycetes; Eurotiales; Aspergillaceae
Product: sugar porter family MFS transporter
Exons: 2
Coding region: 1-1776 (591 amino acids)
Biological process (GO): transmembrane transport; carbohydrate transport
Cellular component (GO): membrane
Molecular function (GO): carbohydrate:proton symporter activity
Source: RefSeq, a predicted model, not a curated record
AUGCCUCCAGCUAUAUCUUCACUUUUCCCCUCCACCCCUCCACCUCCAAUCCUCCCAUCAAUAUUAGCCUGGUGCUCGAACCUCUACACCCGGUGGAUCCCAACCACAACCAAACGAAGCUAUAGCAAGCUCCCGCAGCACCCAAACCAAGUUCAAUCCCCCCAAUCAAGCACUUCCACCCUCUCAAACCUAAGCAUGAAAGCAAGCCGCUUCUCAAAAGCCCGAUGCCGAACGUACUGGCUAGCCCUAGUCCUCUGCUGCGGCGGAGCCCUAUUCGGCUAUGACUCCGGGGUAAUAGGCGGCGUUCUAACAUUCCACUCCUUCGAGCACAGCUUCAACAUAACCCCCUCCCAAAAAACAAGCAUAAGUGCCAUAGCAGUAGGAAUCCAACAAGCCGGCGCCUUCGCAGGCUGUUUCCUAAUAUGGCCAGUGACGAAUCGACUCGGCCGGCGCGCCGCAAUGAUGAUCAGCUCGGCCAUCUUCUGUGUUGGCGUCAUCCUCGAAACAAUCGAUACUCACUCCUUGUCGGCUUUCUAUGUCGGCAGGGUAAUCUGCGGACUAGGCGUUGGCGGGUCGGCUACUGUUAUUCCCAUUUAUAUGUCUGAGAUGAGUCCCAAGGAGAUUCGGGGUCAACUUGGGAGUUGUUAUCAGCUUACGUAUACCAUUGGUAUUCUUGUGAGUUAUUGGAUUGAUUAUGGGGUUAAGGGGAUGGAGGCUACUGCGGCGCAGUGGCAAUUGCCUAUUGGGCUGCAGCUUGUUCCUGGAUUACUUAUGGGAGUUGGGAUGUUGAGUCUGGGUGAGAGUGUGCGGUGGUUAUUGGCUUGUGGAAGGGAGGAGGAGGCUUGGGUGAGUCUUGUCUGGAUUCGGGCCGGGGAGGGGGAAGAUGUUGUUGCUGAGUUCGAGGAUAUGAGACGCGGUCUUGAGGAGGAGAGACAUGCUACUGCUGGUUUCAAGUUGAGGGAGUUGCUUGAGUGGAGGAAUUUACAUCGGCUGUUGAUUGGUGGUGGGUUGUUCCUUGCGCAGCAGUCGACUGGAUCGACUGCACUUGCAUACUUCGGGCCGCAGUUCUUUGCUAUCCUUGUUGGUGAUGGGGAUCGCACACUCCUGCUUACUGGCAUCUUUGGUGCGAUUAAGGUUGUUGCUUGUGCGAUCUUCGUGGUGUUUUUGUCGGAUCGCUUUGGGAGACGGCCGUUGCUCAUUAAUGGGGCUGCUUUCAUGGCUGUUUGUAUGAUUGCUACUGCGGCGGUCAUAAAGGUUUAUCCUCAGCCUGGCGAUGGGACUGUUACAUCUUCCGGCAUUGCGACUGUUGCUUUGAUAUAUCUUGAUAUCAUUGCUUACAACUUCAGUUGGGGGCCGCUGCCUUGGCCAUGCACAAGUGAGAUCUUCCCCACACGGAUUCGCGAGCCAGGUGUUGCGUUCGGUGUUGGAUCGCAGUGGCUGUUCAACUUCGUAUGGAGUUUCUCGACGCCGUAUAUCCAGGCCGGUAUUGGCUGGGGUACAUUCCUGCUGUUUGGGUUGUUAGAUGUACUCAUUGCCAUCUUUACAUUCUUCUUCUUGAAGGAGACUGCUGGCAAGUCUCUGGAGGAGAUUAACGAUAUGUUUGAUGGCAUUGAUCCCGAUGCUGAGCGUGGAUGGAAGGGAGAUACCAUUGAGGGGUCUACUCAAGGCGGUGCUGAUGCAUAUCAAAAGGCACAGAAUGAUAUUGAUAUUGAUACCAAGUCAAUGCAGUCCAAACAUCAGACUGCACAUGUGGAGUCAACCGCUGGACGGUCGUGA